ACUCGGUGAACGUAUCUGAGGAAAACUUAAAAGUUUUCUGAGAGAAAUCAAGGAUAAUUUUCCAGAGCAGUGCAAAGAUGGGAAGACAUCAUAAGGCUUCAGUACUCCCUUUAAGUUCAAGAAGGAUAAAGCUUGAAGGAAAUCCUGCCAAUGUGAUUAGAAGACCACCAUCCACUUCCCGGCAGACGAAGAACCAAAACCUAAAUCAGAUAUUUAUCAUCUUGCCCAUCUCCUUCAUUCUAAUAAAUUUCUAUAUGUUGACUCUACUGAAAUCUCCCCAAGCUAACAACAAUUCUAAUGGAACAUGUCCAACAUCAUCCUACACUAUUCUUGAUGACCAAAAUUCAACAAUCGGAUGUCAGUUUUGCCCAAACUGUGCCCCAGGUCACCAACUGGCACCACCAUGUGGCAGUAAAUUGCAGCAAAAUGCUGCCUCAGUAGCUUGUAUGGUAUGUCCAUCCCAAAGCUAUAAAGAGAGACGUGGUAGUGCUCCAUGUAAAACGUGUAGGACAUGUCACCCAAGAGAGACCAUCAGCCCAUGCACAUCAGAGACAAAUGCACACUGCGGAGAUUGUCCUCGUGGAACUUACCAAUGGGGUUAUACAGUUGACUCUUGUAAAAAGUGCUCAACUUGCUGUGCAGUGAAACGCUUUGCUGAGGUGGAGUGCUUUUAUCUUAGGCAAUGCUUGAGAACAAACUGCACCAAAGAAAUGGAAAAUGGGAAAAGCAAGCCUCGACAAUUAGAUGUAACAAAUUCUCAAAGUCUGCAAAUGCCUGAUAGAAUGACACCACCUACGCCAAUGCCACACCAUACACGUCCUUCAGGCAACAACUCAGACCAACAAAAUAAACAGCUUUUACAGGUCAUGGUAUCCAAUUUAACGAGAACAAAAGUUACAACUGAGGUGCAGCAAGCCAUACAAAGCGAAAGCACCUCAAAUAUGGCCAAGAAAGAAAUACAUCCUAUUCAAAUCAUCUCAAGCAGUACCCUNCCCCAAGCUAACAACAAUUCUAAUGGAACAUGUCCAACAUCAUCCUACACUAUUCUUGAUGACCAAAAUUCAACAAUCGGAUGUCAGUUUUGCCCAAACUGUGCCCCAGGUCACCAACUGGCACCACCAUGUGGCAGUAAAUUGCAGCAAAAUGCUGCCUCAGUAACUUGUAUGAUAUGUCCAUCCCAAAGCUAUAAAGAGAGACGUGAUAGUGCUUCAUGUAAAACGUGUAGGACAUGUCACCCAAGAGAGACCAUCAGCCCAUGCACAUCAGAGACAAAUGCACACUGCGGAGAUUGUCCUCGUGGAACUUACCAAUGGGGUUAUACAGUUGACUCUUGUAAAAAGUGCUCAACUUGCUGUGCAGUGAAACGCUUUGCUGAGGUGGAGUGCUUUUAUCUUAGGCAAUGCUUGAGAACAAACUGCACCAAAGAAAUAGAAAAUGGGAAAAGCAAGCCUCAACAAUUAGAUGUAACAAAUUCUCAAAGUCUGCAAAUGCCUGAUAGAAUGACACCUCCUACGCCAAUGCCACACCAUACACGUCCUUCAGGCAACAACUCAGACCAACAAAAUAAACAGCUUUUACAGGUCAUGGUAUCCAAUUUAACGAGAACAAAAGUUACAACUGAGGUGCAGCAAGCCAUACAAAGCGAAAGCACAUCAAAUAUGGCCAAGAAAGAAAUACAUCCUAUUCAAAUCAUCUCAAGCAGUACCCUCAACACCACCACAACAAGACCACUGAAGGGAUUUGGAACUCUUCUCAAUGGCAAUGCUGUGGAGCCAACAUGGCUAAUGGCUGUAAGCUACCUGAGUGAAAACAUUAAACACCUGACAGCUGUGUUAAUUUCACUUGCAGUGAUAUUUGGAAUUAUUGCACUUACUUCCAUUGGUUUGCUGAUAAUAUGCUGUAGACACCAAACAAGUGGGAUUGUGGUGACCUGUUGUGCACAGUACAUAAAUCGCAACUAUGGAGGAUUUGAGUCAGUACCUUGUGACACAACACCUCAAACAGAUUAUGUUGACUUAGUCAAUCACAUUAAUGAAUCUUUGAAUGAAACGACCUAUGCAGAUGGCACAGCUUCUGUUGAUCUUGAAAGUUUAAAAUUGACCAACAUAUCCCAAGAUGUUGAAGACAUACUUGUUAAAGCACUUGAUGUGCCCCUAAAAGGGCAUAUUGAAUGUGGCUUUGAAAAAGUGGGAAGGGUAAUGGAGAUAAAUGAACUUGAUCUUCAAUACUUGAAGAAGAAAAAAGAAGGAAGUCCAACUUGUCAACUUUUGGAAAUACUCAAAGCCAAGUAUCCACAUCUCACUGUUGCUAAAUUACUUCAUCCAUUACAGGACUAAAAAAAAGAGAACAAAAGUAAGCAUACUGACCCAAAUGCCACUCUAAAGAGUAUAAUGGCAAUCUAACCCUUUCAUAUUUGCAGGUUUGGGAAGUAUUUUGUGUAAACAUGAUUCUUGCCAUGUUAAUUCUAAUCUCAAUACAAAGUGAUUGUAGAGACCCUUGCAUAUAGAAGAGAUAGGAUAUGUAAAGAGUAUAUGUGCAAAAUGAAGGACUUAAACCACUCUCUUCAUCCUCUUCUAACAACACACCUAGACGAUACCUGAUCCUACACCCUAAGGCACAAAUCAGACCAGCUGUACUUUUACAGAAACGUUACUGCCUGUAGAACUAAGUGCACCGAAGACUUUUUCACUUUUAAGUAUUUUUAACAAAUGUGAUGCAUGUUCUGGUGUGGUGUAGAUAACUUGUACUUAAUGUAUACAGAAAUGUACAUAGUCGAUCUUAAUAAGUUUUCAUUGUAUCAUAACUCAUUGAUUCAGUAAGUUACUGCACGAGAGUUUAAUAAACUGUUAUUACUCUGAGAUUUUAUUCACAGUUAACAAAUCUCUGAAUUUGCCAUACAAUAAGGAUAUGAAUAUAACUCAAUGCCCAGGUAAUAGGCUGAGUUUACAAAUGGUAGAGUUGCAUGUUACUUUUCAAAGCAGCCUAAUUAGCAAAGAGGGACACAUCCAUAACAAAUUACUGUAGCUAUUUAAAGGUGUGCAGUAUUUAUACGCAUUUGUUUAUUUAACACAGUUUUAAAAAAAUACUAUACUAUCAAGGCAUAUAAUAUUUCAAAGUUCAUCGAUUACUAACUGCAGUUUUCAGUUUUGAUAACAUAAUUUAAAAUGACAUCACUGAGAAAAAAUGUUCAGUGACUUUUACUGGAAAUAAUGAUUAAAUAAUUUAAGACAUGUAAGUAUUUUAGGACAUUUGUUACAUUUCAUAAAUACACAUGGUUUUGAGAAAAUAAUACAAAAAUGAUAUUACAAUGUGACAAAAUACUCAACCACUAUUGGUUGAAAUGUGAAUGGACUACAUGUCACUUUAGGAAUGUGCCAUUUGUUU
Stylophora pistillata is the source of this 3384-nucleotide messenger RNA. RefSeq lists its product as uncharacterized. The record is from RefSeq and is a predicted model, not a curated record. Gene Ontology annotation, biological process: positive regulation of canonical NF-kappaB signal transduction; positive regulation of JNK cascade. Gene Ontology annotation, molecular function: signaling receptor activity. NCBI's taxonomy places the organism in Eukaryota, Metazoa, Cnidaria, Anthozoa, Scleractinia, Pocilloporidae.